AUGAUGACAUUAUUUCUGGUAAUCUGGCAUUGUGUUGGGAGUUAUUGGGUAUUUGAUAUCUGGAAACCACAUUUCAUACCAUUACUACACGAGCCCAGUAAUUAUUGUGAAAAAACUGUAUAUAUGUUUGCUGCUUGUCAAAUUCUAGGUUGUGUGACGCUGGUGUGUCUGGCGAUCGUGUGCCUUUUCAGUCUAUGGUUGUGUCGUGCUGUAACUGAGUGUUUCCAAACCUAG
This is a messenger RNA of Lottia gigantea (owl limpet), 234 nucleotides long. RefSeq lists its product as hypothetical. NCBI's taxonomy places the organism in Eukaryota, Metazoa, Mollusca, Gastropoda, Lottiidae. The record is from RefSeq and is a predicted model, not a curated record. The coding region runs from base 1 to 234 and encodes 77 amino acids. The transcript has a single exon.